Messenger RNA from Mandrillus leucophaeus (drill), 1956 nucleotides. It is a transcript of the gene APLNR, whose product is annotated as apelin receptor. Gene Ontology annotation, cellular component: membrane. The coding region runs from base 462 to 1604 and encodes 380 amino acids. Gene Ontology annotation, molecular function: G protein-coupled receptor activity. The transcript has 2 exons. Lineage: Eukaryota; Metazoa; Chordata; Mammalia; Primates; Cercopithecidae. The record is from RefSeq and is a predicted model, not a curated record. Gene Ontology annotation, biological process: immune response; G protein-coupled receptor signaling pathway.
GGAGAGCAGACUUGCAAAACCACAGAUAAUGUUCAGCCCAGCACAGUAGGGGUCAAUUUGGUCCACUUGCUCAGUGACAAAAAAAAAAAAAAAAAAAAAAAAAAGUGGGCUGUCACUUAAAGAUUUUGACUCACAAGAGAGGGGCUGGUCUGGAGGUGGGAGGAGGGAAUGACGAGUCAAGGAGGAGACAGGGACGCAGGAGGGUGCAAGGAAGUGUCUUAACUGAGACAGGGGCAAGGCAGGAGAGGGUGGAGGAAAUUCUGCAGGAGACAGGCUUCCUCCAGGGUCUGCAGAACCCAGAGGCAGCUCCUCCUGAGUGCUGGGAAGGACUCUGGCCAUCUUCAGCCCUUCUUACCCUCUGAGGCUCAAGCCAGAAAUUCAGGCUGCUUGCAGAGUGGGUGACAGAGCCACGGAACUGGUGUCCCUGGGACCCCCUGCCCGUCUUCUCUCCACUCCCCAGCAUGGAGGAAGGUGGUGAUUUUGACAACUACUAUGGGGCAGACAACCAGUCUGAGUGUGAGUACACAGACUGGAAAUCUUCGGGGGCCCUCAUCCCUGCCAUCUACAUGUUGGUCUUUCUCCUGGGCACCACGGGCAACGGUCUGGUGCUCUGGACCGUGUUUCGGAGCAGCCGGGAGAAGAGGCGCUCAGCUGAUAUCUUCAUCGCUAGCCUGGCAGUAGCUGACCUGACCUUCGUGGUGACGCUGCCCCUGUGGGCUACCUACACGUACCGGGACUAUGACUGGCCCUUUGGGACCUUCUCCUGCAAGCUCAGCAGCUACCUCAUCUUUGUCAACAUGUACGCCAGCGUCUUCUGCCUCACCGGCCUCAGCUUCGACCGCUACCUGGCCAUCGUGAGGCCAGUGGCCAACGCUCGGCUGAGGCUGCGGGUCAGCGGGGCCGUGGCCACGGCCGUCCUGUGGGUGCUGGCCGCCCUCCUGGCCAUGCCCGUCAUGGUGUUCCGCACCACCGGGGACCUGGAGAACACCACCAAGGUGCAGUGCUACAUGGACUACUCCAUGGUGGCCACUGUGAGCUCGGAUUGGGCCUGGGAGGUGGGCCUGGGGGUCUCGUCCACCACUGUGGGCUUCGUGGUACCCUUCACCAUCAUGCUGACCUGUUACUUCUUCAUCGCCCAAACCAUCGCUGGCCACUUCCGCAAGGAGCGCAUCGAGGGCCUGCGGAAGCGGCGCCGGCUGCUCAGCAUCAUCGUGGUGCUGGUGGUGACCUUUGCCCUGUGCUGGAUGCCCUACCACCUGGUGAAGACGCUGUACAUGCUGGGCAGCCUGCUGCACUGGCCCUGUGACUUUGACCUCUUCCUCAUGAACGUCUUCCCCUACUGCACCUGCAUCAGCUACGUCAACAGCUGCCUCAACCCUUUCCUCUAUGCCUUCUUCGAUCCCCGCUUCCGCCAGGCCUGCACCUCCAUGCUCUGCUGUGGCCAGAGCAGAUGUGCGGGCACCUCCCACAGCAGCAGUGGGGAGAAGUCAGCCAGCUACUCUUCGGGGCACAGCCAGGGGCCUGGCCCCAACAUGGGCAAGGGUGGAGAACAGAUGCACGAGAAAUCCAUCCCCUACAGCCAGGAGACCCUUGUGGUUGACUAGGGCUGGGAGCGGAGAGAAGCCUGGUGCCCUCGGCCCUCCCCAGCCUUUGCCCUUGCUUUCUGAAAAUCAGAGUCACCUCCUCUGCCCAGAGCUGCCCUCAGAGCAUCCAGUGAACACUGGAAGAGGCUUCUAGAAGGGAAGAAGUUGUCCCUCUGAGGCCCCCGUGGGUGACCUGCAGAGACUUCCUGCCUGGGACUCAUCUGUGAUCUGGGACAGAAGCAAAGGAGGCUGGCUGCUGUGAUAACCCCUGACCUCCCCCAGUGCCUUCUUCAGAAUGUCUGCGCUGUCUUCUGACCCUGUUAGUCACUGUGGUUCAUCAAAUAAAACUGUCUGUGCAACUGCUGUGUCCAAA